AAAUUCUUCUUUGUAAUGUUAUGAUUUUUGAAAGUAAACGAGUCUGAUUAUUACCCCAGUUUUGUACGUGGUAACGAUAAAAGAUUCGUUAGUUCGGCGUACCAUUUGUUGAAUUGAACGAGAUAAAUGGCUAAUCUAAGUGAAUUAAAAUCAAUAUGGAGAAACGCCGAUGCCAUUACCUUCGAUGUCGAUUCGACUGUGAUACAAGAGGAAGGAAUUGAUGAACUUGCAAAGUUUUGUGGAAAAGAAAACGAUGUUAUUGCGUUAACAAAUCGGGCUAUGCAAGGAGAUCUGACAUAUCGACAGUCUUUGGUUGAGAGGUUAAAUAUUAUAAAACCAAGCUUUAUGCAAAUAAAGCAAUUUCUGACCUCACGUCCAUUAAAACUUUCACCUGGAAUUAAAACACUGAUAACAGCUCUACAAAUUCGUGAAAAGCAAGUAUUUUUGAUAUCCGGUGGAUUUCGUUCUUUAAUUGCACCAAUUGCCACAUGUCUUCAUAUUCCAUUAGAAAAUGUUUUUGCAAACAGACUUAAAUUCUAUUAUACAGGAGAAUAUGCAGGAUUUGAUGAAGAUCAACCUACUGCAAUAAAUGGUGGGAAACCAAAAAUAAUAGAGCAACUCAAAAAUGAAAAAGGAUUUACAACUGUUGUUCAUAUUGGUGAUGGAGCAACAGAUUUAGAAACUAUUUCAGUAGUAGACCUAUUUAUAGGAUAUGGAGGGAAUGUAAUCAGAGAGAGCGUAAAACAGCAAUCAUUAUGGUAUAUUACUGAUUUUAAUGAACUUGUCAAUAUUUUGUAAACUUAAACAAUAUAAUAUUUCUUAUAAAUAUUGCGAUAUUUGAACAAUUUUAACAAUAAUCAAU
Bombus pascuorum is the source of this 862-nucleotide messenger RNA. RefSeq names its product phosphoserine phosphatase (gene aay). The transcript has 5 exons. Gene Ontology annotation, biological process: dephosphorylation; L-serine biosynthetic process. The coding region runs from base 127 to 798 and encodes 223 amino acids. Gene Ontology annotation, cellular component: cytoplasm. The record is from RefSeq and is a predicted model, not a curated record. Gene Ontology annotation, molecular function: magnesium ion binding; L-phosphoserine phosphatase activity. Lineage: Eukaryota; Metazoa; Arthropoda; Insecta; Hymenoptera; Apidae.